AUGGGUGGACAUUCGAAGAAACAUGGGAAGGGUGGUGGUGGUGGCGGCGCUGGUGGUGGGCGCUACCGGCCACCUGAGCAGAGAAAGAGGCUAACCAAGGAUCCCGGGGUGCCGGACCUUAAGAAAGUGGCACACAAAUUAACGCGUACCGCGCAGAAUCGUAACCGCAGUGUUUUUAGCAUUUCUGCUGUGCGUGGGACAGCCAACAUUCUCUCCAAUGUCGCCACGUUCGAUUCGAAAUCCGGUGAGCCUUCUCAAACUUCAGAGGAGCGCGUGGCUGCAGAGCGGCGUGCCAUGAGAACACUUGCCCUUCAGUGCGCAGAAAAGGCGUACCACUAUGAGGUGCCUCAGCAGUGGGUAGAUGAAGCGGGAGGGGAAGAUUGCAUUUGCGAUGACUUGGAUCGACGGGGUGUGGACAAGUCUCUUCGGCGAUUUUACAGAGAGUUUCAAAAAGUGGUUGAAAACAGCGAUGUGCUUCUGCAGGUGGUGGAUGCCCGCGACCCACUUGGGUGCCGUCUUACCCAGUUGGAAAAAUCCAUUCGUUCUCAGUUUGGAGAUGAAAGGAAAAAGAUGGUCGUGGUCCUUAACAAAGUAGAUUUGUUGCCUUCAAAAGAAGUGGUGGACAGUUGGAUAAACUUUUUCGAGUCGCACGAAGGUGUGGCAUGCAUUCCUUUUACAGCGACCGCAAAAGGCGCACUUGGCCACAGCUAUGUUUCGAACAUGUUUCGCCGCUUACGUGCAUUGGCAUUAAAUGAAGAAACGGGGGCGCGGAAGUCUAUUGUGGUGGGUGUGAUCGGUUACCCAAACGUAGGGAAGAGUUCCAUUAUUAAUGCUCUCAAGCAGAAGCACGUGGUGGGAGUUGGUAACACGCCAGGGUUUACAACAGGCACCACGGAGGUUGAGUUGCGCUCGGAUAUUCGUGUGAUAGACUGCCCCGGUGUCGUGUCUCCCGGUGAGGAUAACGGUGAUGUGGUGCUGCGCAACGCCGUAAAGGUUAGCAACAUCGCCGAUCCCUUCACAGUUGUGCAACGACUUAUUCAGCGUUGUAUGCAGGUGGACACAGAGGAUGAACACAGUCGACAGCUGCUUGCGGCAGGCAUUCACCCCCUGGCCCUUUUUUAUAAUAUUGGUACCUUUGACACGAAUGACACCAUUGAGUUUAUACGCCUAGUCGGGCAACGACGAGGCAGACUACGUCAAGGAGGGGCGGUUGACGAGGAAGGCACCGCACGCAUGAUUUUGCAGGACUGGAACGACGGCCGCAUUGCGUACUACACACUACCGCCCACCUCGGACCUCUUUGACCGUGCGACGCUGACAACAACGGCGGAGGAGGACACCGCGCAGCGCAUCAUGGUUGCAGCAGACGGAUUGUGUGGCCCACAGGUGGUGGAUUCCCUUGCAAGUGGCUUGCAGUGGGAGGGUCUGCCGACGUUUCAUAUUGCAUGGGGUAGGCGGGAGGGGACCGGUUGUCGGCGCGCACGUUACGAUAGCAUAAACACCCCGGACUACGGCUGCAGUGAGGACGUGGAGCCGUAG
Trypanosoma rangeli is the source of this 1539-nucleotide messenger RNA. Its product is annotated as putative GTPase. Gene Ontology annotation, cellular component: nucleolus. Gene Ontology annotation, molecular function: GTP binding. The transcript has a single exon. NCBI's taxonomy places the organism in Eukaryota, Euglenozoa, Kinetoplastea, Trypanosomatida, Trypanosomatidae. The coding region runs from base 1 to 1539 and encodes 512 amino acids. The record is from RefSeq and is a predicted model, not a curated record.